Messenger RNA from Molossus molossus (Pallas's mastiff bat), 1428 nucleotides. It is a transcript of the gene MACROD2, whose product is annotated as mono-ADP ribosylhydrolase 2. Gene Ontology annotation, biological process: DNA damage response; peptidyl-glutamate ADP-deribosylation; purine nucleoside metabolic process. The transcript is spliced from 18 exons. Gene Ontology annotation, cellular component: nucleoplasm. Gene Ontology annotation, molecular function: ADP-ribosylglutamate-[protein] hydrolase activity. NCBI's taxonomy places the organism in Eukaryota, Metazoa, Chordata, Mammalia, Chiroptera, Molossidae. The record is from RefSeq and is a predicted model, not a curated record. Bases 92 to 1375 code for a protein of 427 amino acids.
UGCCCCCUCCUACCCCUCCCACUCCACACCUCCCUGUUUGCCCGUGAGCCUGGGGAACUUGCAGCUUAAAGCCAGCCACCCCCACGGCAACAUGUACCCCAGCAACAAGAAGAAAAAGGUGUGGAGAGAGGAGAAAGAGCGCUUAUUGAAGAUGACCCUAGAGGAAAGACGCAAAGAAUACAUGAGGGAUUAUGUUCCCCUGAUCACUAUCCUAUCGUGGAAGGAGGAGGUAAAGGGCAAGAGCCAAAAUGAUGAAGAAAAUACUCAGGAAACAUCACAGAUGAAGAAAAAUUUGAAUGAAAAAGUUUCUCUCUAUAGAGGUGACAUCACAUUGCUAGAGGUAGAUGCUAUAGUCAAUGCGGCAAAUGCCAGUCUCCUUGGAGGAGGAGGUGUGGAUGGCUGUAUUCACAGAGCAGCUGGCCCCUGUUUGCUAGCUGAAUGUCGCAACUUGAAUGGCUGUGACACUGGACAUGCAAAAAUCACGUGUGGCUAUGACCUGCCUGCAAAAUAUGUCAUCCAUACUGUAGGGCCAAUAGCAAGAGGCCAUAUUAAUGGUUCCCACAAGGAAGACCUUGCAAAUUGCUAUAAAUCAUCUCUAAAGCUGGUGAAAGAAAAUAACAUCCGAUCAGUUGCAUUUCCCUGCAUUUCAACAGGCAUUUAUGGUUUUCCAAAUGAGCCUGCUGCAGUGAUUGCCCUCAGCACCAUUAAGGAAUGGCUGGCCAAGAACCACCAUGAGGUGGAUCGAAUCAUCUUCUGUGUCUUCUUAGAAGUCGACUUCAAAAUCUACAAAAAGAAAAUGAGCGAGUUUUUCCCUGUAGGUGAUGGUGAAGAAGAAGAUGUUGACAUGAAAGAAGAUUCAGAUGAGACUGGUCCAGAGGAAAAACAAAGUGCAGAAGAAAUGGAAGGGCAGAGCCAAGAAGCAGGUGGUGGUGGUGCGGCUGCUGCACACAGCCCUGCUUCAGAAGAGGCAGUUGAAGUCUAUAGAGAUGAAGAUUCUGCAAAAAAUGACAAUAUAACAAAGAUCAGUGAAGAAACAAAUCAUUCUGUGUGUGACCAAGAUCAUCCAAGUGGACAAGAGAGCGAUUCAGUGAAGAAUGAAAUAAAAAUCGAGGCAGAAUCACAGAAUUCAUACAUGGAAACAGCGGAGCUUGCGUCAAACCAAGAAGAUGCCAUGAUUGCGGAGCAACCAGAAGUGAUUCCAUUAACAGAUGACCAAGAAGAAAAAGAAGGUGAAAAAGCUCAAGGCAAGGACACGCCUAGAGUUUCUGUGAAAAACCAAGGUUCCCGUGACACAGAAAACUCCACAGGUCCUGAUGUUGAAAUGAUUAGUCAGGUUGACAGUGUAAAUGACCCAACAGAGAGUCAGCAAGAUUAACUAAUAGGGGCACAAGAUGAAGCAAAGGAACAAGGAAAUGAAGUAAAUGCCAG